AUGCAGGAUACAUGGAUUGAAUGCCUGGGAGAUCUUGGACGCUACCGGAUGGCUAUCGAAGACGAGGACGUCCGCGACCGUGAGACCUGGGCAGGUGUUGCGCGCUCUUGGUAUACUAAGGCUGCUGAUAAGAAUCCUACUGUGGGUCGAUUGUAUCAUCAUCUGGCUAUUCUGGCGCGGCCCAAUGCACUUCAGCAGAUGUACUACUACUCCAGGUCUUUGACUUGCGUCAAACCAUUCCAGAGCGCACGGGAAUCGAUCUUGACUCUGUUGGACCCGAUUCUUGGUCGUGCAGGCGCCACUCUUACGCAUGCUCUAGCGAUCGAUACCAGCUUCAUCAAAGCACACGGUCUGCUGUUCGAAAGGUCUACAGUAACGGAGUCCAAAGGUCAGGACGAGUUCCUCAAGGCAAAGGCAGAGUUUAUCGGAAAUUUGGACAAUCACAUCGGGCGUGUGACAGCGAAGUGGAAGGAGCAGGGUGUAUACAUUGCAGUGACCAACAUCGCCAGUUGGUUUGAAUACGGGCUCAACGAGAACAUUCUUCGCCAGGCUUCCCUCCAUCCAAUCAACCUGAAGGCACAGGACUCCUCUCAAAGCGCUGCUGAAGACAAGAUCCGGAGUACAUCUGCAGCUGACCAACAGAAUCCGACGAAGCCAAUAUUAAGUGAGAAAGAUAUUUCAAAGGCACUGGAAGGAGACGAGGCACACGGAACAACGCCAUGGGCAAUGCGUGGCACAAUCCCUAACGCCAAACUAAUUACCUACGAGACAUUUGCUCUCGUCCUUCGCCGUAUUGGCGACAAGAACGUGCUUCCUCACGUACACAUCAUGCUCGCUUUUCUUUCCAGCUUCGCUUCUAGUAAAUACGUUUCCGAUCUUAUCCAAGAUGCGCCUUGGACUGAACUUGUUGCAUUUCUGAAUACGUUGGUCAAGACUGAAAACCAAAUCCAAAGUCAGUCGCAAACGCAAACACCAAGCAUCGAUACCUUGCUGGCUUCCGAUGUAUUCCCUGGAGAGGGAGAGAGGGGCGACGAGCUACCGCUACCGGAAGAUUACCUCGUACGAGGCUUGAUCUGGGCGGAUGAAUAUUUCCCCAAGAAGUGGUUUGAAAGAGAGCACGAUGAGGAGGAGCGAUAUCUGGAAUUGGCAAGUACAGUGAAGAGUCGUAUGGAGAGGGUAUUGAGGCUAGGUUAUUCUAUUGCGAAGGCAAGUGUUUUAUAA
Molecule: messenger RNA, 1221 nt
Organism: Alternaria postmessia
Lineage: Eukaryota; Fungi; Ascomycota; Dothideomycetes; Pleosporales; Pleosporaceae
Exons: 2
Coding region: 1-1221 (406 amino acids)
Biological process (GO): nuclear-transcribed mRNA catabolic process, nonsense-mediated decay
Cellular component (GO): telomerase holoenzyme complex
Molecular function (GO): telomeric repeat DNA binding; protein binding; telomerase RNA binding
Source: RefSeq, a predicted model, not a curated record